AGGAAGUGCAAAUGCAUAAAUCGCUAGGACAGGCCAGACUGACGGAUUUUGGAAAGGAGCUGAACAGACAUGAUGAUGCAAUCAAAAUGCAUGGCUUGUUCCAAAAACUCUUGAAACCACGUGUAUCUCUAUCAACACAACAUGAACAAGAAGCUAAAGUGACAAAUGUGUCAACAUCAUCUUCAUUUACAUCAUCAUUUUCUUCUUCGUCUUCAUCCUCGUCAUUACCAGAGACAGCUCCUUCUAAACCACCACAGCCACAUUCUGCUCUGAGCUCGCCGCAGAGAUAUAAUCGAAAAUAUGACUUGCUUGUGUGCCACAGUCAUGCUGACACUGAAGUGGCUUAUUGCCUGGUGUCUUUCCUGGAGGCUUCACCUCGCAGUCUUAGGUGUUUUUUAUGGCAGAGGGAUGUCGGCCCAGGAGGUGCAAUCUUCACAGAGUUCUGCCAGGCUGUGCAGGACAGCCACCUACAAGCUCUGCUUAUCACUCCUAACUUCCUGCAGGAAGAUUUGUGCACGUAUAUGAUGCACCAGACUCUAGCAGAAGGCCCUAUGUCCAAUCGACUGAUCCCCUUGGUCUAUAACUUGUCCCACUCCCAGUACCCCCAGGAACUGAAGUUCUAUGUUUACAUUAACCUGAGCAAUAACACUUGCCGAGGCUAUACUCGCAUCAACCAGACUGUGCUCGAUUACCUUGAAGGCUUGGUUAAAAAAGAGGAGACAAAUGAUCGCAACAUGGACAGCUCUAGCAGCAAAUUAAGUAAGACAGAUGAGCUGCUGCCAAAGACACACCAGGCUGAGACUUCACUUUCUCUGGAAUUGAUGCCGAGGAGAGAUGAAAGGUUGAAUGACAUUUGCUGUGAUCAUCAUCAACAGUAACUGGAGAACAUGAUGAAGGGCAACGGGCUCUGAAUGGAAAACCGUUCUGCUAUUGACUGUACUCAACUUUAGUGGUGCUUAUAUCAUGUUAUGUUGUGAUUACAAGGAAAGGUAAGCUACUUGAUCAACACUUGGUGUAUAGGAGAUUUAGAACAGGAACAGAAAAACAUUUUUUCAAGCAGCAUAGAGGAUUAGAAGUAUACUGUGACUGACCUAGUUGUGCAGCAGUUUGCCAUUACAAAAUGGUGUUUAACACGUCAUCGGGAGUUAGGUUCAUAGACUUAGUUUGUAAGCCAUAAUUCAGUUCAAACAGAGCCUAUAAUUUAAGUUUACAGUAAAGGGAACAAAAGCAAUUUAAAUGCAUUUGAUCCUUCUUUUAACAGAGAGAAAUGACAGUAUAGUGGGAUGAAGUUCUGAGAUGCAGAUACCACUAGGUGGUGUACAUUCCUUUACAAGCCAAUUGAGAGUGCUGCACAGGAGAUGUGAGCCAUUAAGAUGUGAUCUGUCAAAUCAGCACUGUGUCCAUUUUCAAAAUUUUAAACCAUUACUAUAAACCAACAACAAUUACAGUAAGCCAUCUUCUUGUGUGUGUGUGUUUACACACACUGUGUUAACUUGGCCUUACUGGUCCCCACCAUGUAAAUCAUUGAAUUUUAAACUGUGGCUUAAUUUAAGGUUAUGUUUAGGUUAAGGUUAAGUUAAGGGUUAGGGUAAAGUUUAAGCAAGUAGUGCUUAUGAUUAAAGCUGGAGUAAGUCUCCAGGAAGUGAAUGUAGGUCAGUGUGAGAGUCAGAGUGAGAAUGAAAGGGAAAUACCCACCCACCACAAACUGCUGACAGUGCACUGGACUUUAAAUGAAGAAAGAAACACAUUUACAUGUCUCUUAAAACCAGCAAGAUAUCAGACCAUUGUCUCUGUUUUGCUGGUACUAUUCCUUACAGACUGGUUUUAGCUCAGCUAGUUGGAACAAUGUCUGAAAAUGUUAAUGUAAACAACAAACCCCUUCGUUUACAUCUAAAGAAAAGCAUUCUGUUUUAAUAUGAUUGAAAAGCCUUGGCAGUACCUGUCAUUGUUAAUCAAGCAUCUUACUGGCAGUGCUUCAUGUCAGAUAGUUGCAGUUUGGACCACUCAAUAUAAAAUAUUGGGUAAUCAUUAAAUUAGUUGGUGCAUUACAUUUUUGUCAUUGUUUUUUUUAUUAUUUUAUGGUUGCUUUUUUCUUUUUACAUAAGGUCCCAUCUGCCUCUGAGAAGUGUGACAUUUUAUCUUUUUUUUAACUUUUGUUAAUGCUCUAUCAUUCUCCCACCUCCUCAUCCCCCCAAACAACAGCAGACCUUCAGGACUACAAUAAAAGACCCUUGAUAAUCACCUCGUUUGUGGCAUGCCAACACUGUAACAUAAUAAUGUAGACUAAUCUCUGAAAGGCACAGAUGUUCUACAAGGCUUUUGUUAUUACCACAACAAAUCCUACCCCCGAUGACACA
Monopterus albus (swamp eel) is the source of this 2357-nucleotide messenger RNA. RefSeq names its product toll/interleukin-1 receptor domain-containing adapter protein-like. NCBI's taxonomy places the organism in Eukaryota, Metazoa, Chordata, Actinopteri, Synbranchiformes, Synbranchidae. Gene Ontology annotation, molecular function: Toll-like receptor 4 binding; Toll-like receptor 2 binding. The coding region runs from base 12 to 878 and encodes 288 amino acids. Gene Ontology annotation, biological process: positive regulation of tumor necrosis factor production; positive regulation of canonical NF-kappaB signal transduction; positive regulation of chemokine (C-X-C motif) ligand 2 production. The record is from RefSeq and is a predicted model, not a curated record. The transcript has 4 exons. Gene Ontology annotation, cellular component: cytoplasm; plasma membrane.